Molecule: messenger RNA, 1383 nt
Organism: Rotaria sp. Silwood2
Lineage: Eukaryota; Metazoa; Rotifera; Eurotatoria; Philodinida; Philodinidae
Source: the annotation of a GenBank genome assembly
AUGGUAACUCGCGCAUCUUUAAAACGUAAAAGAAGAAAUUGUACUACGAAAAACACAACAGAAGCUAUUAUUUCACAUUCAUUAUCUAAUAAACGAACACAUUCAAAUGCUAAAUCUCAAUCAAUUACGAAUUCUUCUACUUCUACAUCGAAUGACCAUGGUAAUAAUCUUCAUGAUGAUGACGAGAGUGAUCAUGACAAUGGUGCACUAGUAAUUGAUUGCACAGUUCAACCUCAAUCAGAUUGUGCAUUAGUUGCAAAGCAGCCGGCUAUUGGCGGCUCAAAUGAAUCAAAUACAAAAACAGGUUCAGUUGUACUUGAUAUAAAUGAAGAAGAAGCUAAUUAUUCAUCUUCUUCAUUAACAAUUACUCCAACAACAAAUCGAAUUACUUCAUCUUAUGGCUCUCUACCUAACCGACCUGAACAUAAUAAUGAUCAACAUUGCUCACCAUCAACAACUACACGAAAAAUUAUGAAUCAAUAUUCUACCAUUUCAUCAUCUCCAAUUUCAACAAACUCGCCUAAUUAUUUUAAAAGAAAUGAUGCUCGACACACAAAUAAUCUUGAAUCGUCAAACAUUAACCGAAAUGUUUGUGGAAUAGAAAAAAAAACACGUUCUAUCAAUUCUCAACUCGUUUCAAAUUUAAAAGGCUUAAGUCAAUCUACUGUUACUACUGGAAAAUCUUCUAUUUCAUAUUUAUCAAUCGAUCCAUCUACACUCGAAUCAGUUCCUGAAUAUCGAAAUUUAAAACGAGAACUUGAACAUGAACGACAAAAAUGUACUACUUGGCCCGAUGAUUAUCGUAAACUUAAAGAUGAAUUUGAUAAAUAUCGCGUCACAUCGUUUCCUCGACCGUCCGUUGAUGGAUUAAAAUUUCUAUUAGAGUUAGUUGAAAAUCUAACUGUAUCAAGCACUGCACACGAUUUACGUACUCAAAGUGAAUUAGCUAAGGCAAUUGGCUUAACCGAAGACCAAUUGAUGGACUGCUGUCAUCCUAAUCCACAAAGAGCUGCUCUCCAAAUUUUCUCAAAAUUAUAUCCGACCUAUCGUGAUCGUGCAGAACUAAAGAAUAUCAAGUCAUUUUCAAAAAAUAAUUCAAAAUUAUUAAAUGAUAUACUGACUUUCUCACGUCCUUGCAACCCUUCCACUAAUUAUUGUAUUGAAAAAAUGCGUGAAGCUAUAGCCGGGUCUAUACGUCAAGCUAAGCAUCAACUAGUUAAAAUCGAAAAUUUUGAACUUAAAUUAUCAGAAAUUGGUAAUCUUCAUAAUGAUUAUGAAAAUGAUACCGAACAAGGCGACGAGGAUACAAUCACAAUAGAUCAACACGUGCAACACAACAAUAACACUCAUUCACAUGGUUCAUUUGAUGAAUUGGAUCAUUGA